Drosophila busckii is the source of this 4023-nucleotide messenger RNA. It is a transcript of the gene Ptpmeg, whose product is annotated as tyrosine-protein phosphatase 1. The transcript has 10 exons. Gene Ontology annotation, molecular function: cytoskeletal protein binding; protein tyrosine phosphatase activity. Lineage: Eukaryota; Metazoa; Arthropoda; Insecta; Diptera; Drosophilidae. The coding region runs from base 578 to 3493 and encodes 971 amino acids. Gene Ontology annotation, biological process: protein dephosphorylation. Gene Ontology annotation, cellular component: cytoskeleton. The record is from RefSeq and is a predicted model, not a curated record.
UUUUGUUGUUUUUAUUAGUUUUCUUUAAUUUUCAAGUGUACAAAUUGCUAAAAAUAUCAGCAAACAUUGCAUAAAUGUGUGCACCCUUAGACUAACUUUAAUAUCAACAGCAAAGUCCUAUAACUUUACGUAGUUUCCGGCAUUUUUCUUGUGUUCUCGUAAUUUUCAAUUCACGGCCCCGUGUAUCUCAAUCUUUGCGUUCGUCGGUGUUUUGUGAAUGUUUUGUUUUGCAUUUAACACAUUUUUAAUGCGUUAGAAGUUACGUGUUUGUUUUUGCUGGCGACUGAAGCAAGUUCCUCUUGUGCAAGGAAACUACAAAUGUUAAAAACAUAAGCAAUCAAGCCGCUACGAGCCAACUCAGCUAGACACAAUUUUGUCGAGCAGUGCAUCCAUCCAAAGUCUUAGCCAUAAAACGUGAACGACGCGUCCAAAGUCAAAGUCUUGCCAUUUUAUCGAAUAAACAGCAACAAUCAACUGCCAGCCAACAAAAGGACUCAACACAAAAGAAUUAAAUAUACACAUAUAUAAAGAUAUAUAUUCGUAGCAACUAUUAUUGGGGGCAAUAUGGAGCUCGACCAUGUUUGAACGGUUCCGUUUGAGCAACCUAAGCAGAAACUAUCGUUUACGCGGAGGCAGCUCAGAACUGGCGCGCGAUAAGAAACAACAGCGGCAGCAAUGCGUCACCGUACUAUUCCUAGAUGACAUCACGCACACCUUUCGGAUUGAGAAACGUGCGAAAGGCGCUGAGCUCUUAGAUCAGGUCUUUCAAUAUCUCGAACUAUCCGAAAGGGACUAUUUUGGCCUUUUAUUUCCACAGAAACCCGGCGAUGUUGUGAGAUGGGUCGACGCUCAAAAGCAAUUCAAGAAGCAAUGCAGCAGCGUCUCGCUUGACCACGAUGCCGUUCCAUUAUUAGAGUUUAGGGUUAAGUUCUAUGUAAGCGAUCCCAGCCGUUUGCAGGAGGAGUUCACACGCUAUCAGUUCUAUCUGCAGAUAAAGCGCAACAUCUUGCUUGGCCAACUGCCCUGCUCCAGCAACACCCAGUGCCUGCUUGCCAGCUACACCGUGCAGUCGGAAUUAGGCGACUUCAAUGCCGUGGAGCAUCAGCCGGGUUAUUUGAGCAAUCUGCAGCUGCUGGCGGAUCAAUCACCGGAGGCAGAGCGUAAAGUCUGCGAGCUGCACAAGCUGCAUCGUGGUCAGCUGCCCGCAGACGCGGAAUAUAAUUAUCUGGAGCAUGGCAAGCGACUGGAGCUAUAUGGCAUCGAUUUGCAUCCAGCCACCGAUUCGAAUGGCAAGGAGCUGCAGCUGGGCGUGUCAGCCAUAGGAUUGCUGGUGUUUCAGCAUGGCUUGCGCAUUAAUACGUUCUCCUGGAGCAAGAUGGUCAAGGUGUCGUUCAAGCGCAAGGAUUUCUUCAUACAACUGCGACGCGAGCCCAGCGAAAGCUACGACACGCUGCUGGGCUUCGGCAUGAGCAGCCACAAACAUGCCAAGGCGCUGUGGAAGAGCUGCGUGGAGCAUCACAGCUUCUUCCGACUGAAGCGUCCACAUCGCCUGUCGCGCUUCCUCAACAUUAGCUUGGGCAGCAAGUUUUACUAUUCGGGGCGCACGGAGCUGCAGGCGGUGCAGGAGUCCAAGCAGCGCGGACGCAUACACAAGGUGUUUGUGCGCUCGCCCAGCAAGCGGCUGCUUGCCUCCGAGGGCGGAGCAAGCAACUCCCUCGAUGGUGCACAUCAUCAGCUGCAGAAUGGCACGGGCGGCAGCGGAUCCGACAGCGCCGCCUCGCACAACGGCAAGCCGUCCACCAUACUGACCAUAACGAAAACGAGCCGUCCACAUGACACGUCCAAGGUGACGUCCAAGCAGGCCGACGCCAUGCCGCGCAAGGCCUGGGAGCAGCACAGCGAUGAGUACGAUAUACAACUCGAUGUUGGCUUCAUUGAGCAGUGCACGCGCCGCUUUGACUCGGGCACGCCUUCGCCUAUGCCGCCGGCGUAUAGCUCGGGCCAGCACAGUCCGCUGCUGCUGCCCACGACCAUAGCGGAUGCAGUGGGUCAGCAGCAGCCAGACAGUGGCAGCGAUUUGAUUACCAUGCGCUUGUUAGCCGAUGAUCAGGGCCGCUAUGGCUUCAAUGUGAAGGGCGGCGUUGAUCUGGGACUGCCCGUGCAGGUGUCCAAGGUGGUGCCGCAUACGCCUGCAGAUCGCUGCACGCCGCGUGUCUGCGAGGGCGACGAAGUCGUCAUGAUCAAUGGGCACAGCACGCUUGGACUGCGACACGAGCAGGUGGUGGCCAUGAUACGCGAUUGCCGUAAUCAGGCGAGUGGUGAGCUGCUGCUCACAGUGCGUCCCAAGCGCUGCGCCCCACUGCUGCUGGAGGAGGAGCCGCUUUAUCAGUACGUGCCCGAGAGCGAUGAGAUUGGCUCGCACUCGAAUCUGCUUGACGGCGAUGCGCUCUUCACACAGAGUCUGCUGCUGUUGAGUGAUGGCCUCGCCUCAGGUGCGCUGCUGGCGCAGUACGAGCUCAUGUAUCGCAAGAAUCCGGAGCUGGCUAUCACAGAGGCGCGUAAGCCGGCAAAUGCGCCCAAGAAUCGUUAUCGCGAUAUAUCUCCAUAUGACUGCACACGUGUCUCGUUGGUGAACUCGCUGACUGGCGACUAUAUCAAUGCCAACUAUGUCAAUAUGGAAAUACCUGGCGGCGUGGUGAAUCGCUAUAUAGCCACGCAGGGACCGCUUGCCAGCACAACAACCGACUUUUGGCGCAUGGUGCAGCAGGAGAGCAGCCAUCUGCUGGUUAUGCUCACCACGGUCAUGGAGGCGGGCCGCCAGAAGUGCCACCAGUACUGGCCUGUCACCGGUGAGGAGCUGCAGCUGGGCGAUGGCUUCUCUGUGCGCUGUCUCAGCGAGAAGCCCGACGAGACGGGCAGCUUUGUCUUUCGCGAGUUUGUGCUGCGCGACAAGCACGAGCAGCGCCACAUACAUCACAUGCAAUACCUGGCCUGGCCAGAUCACUGUGUGCCCUCCGAUCCCAAUUUGUUUUUGGAGUUUACGGAGCGUGUGCGUGCCGCACGCAAUCGCACGCUGCUGCAGGAAAUCGAGGAGAGCCUAAAGCAGGUGCGACUGCUGGACGCCGAUGCGGAUGACAAUUUGGGACUCAUGAGCGAGCGCAAGUGUGCAGCCAGCAAUGGCGCCACGCCCGAAGACGAAACGCCGGUGUCCACCAGCGUGCAUCAAUGCAUAAGUGCCGCCAAUCCGCCUGUCAUUGUGCAUUGCUCAGCUGGCAUUGGACGCACUGGUGUGCUCAUACUUAUGGAUACGGCGCUAGCGCUUAUGGAGGCACGCGAGCCUGUCUAUCCGCUGGACAUUGUGCGCACCAUGCGUGACCAGCGCGCCUGCAUGGUUCAGAAUGUGAGCCAAUAUCGCUUUGUUUGCGAAUGUAUUUGCGCUGCUUAUAUGAAGAUCUCGCGCAGCAGUGCGGCCAUCAACGACGAUGAUGAUUAGCUCCCCCUCCAAGUUCUAUUAGCGGACAAUCUAAAUACAAAUCUUCCCUACUCUAUAUCUAUAUGCCGUCUCUAAGUUGACGCCUGCGGUUACUCUCAAUCUUUAUCAAACAAUUAUGAUACAUAUACUUAUAUUUAAAAUGCAAACCCCAAUCUUAUUGUUAGUUUAUAUUCUUAGUAGCUAUAAUGUAUGCUUCACCAUUAUGUAUAUCAUUAUGAUUAUUAUUAUUAUUAUCACUAUUGUGUCUCUGUAUGUAUUUAUGUCUUCUAAUUGUAUAUCGCAUAUGGGCAAUAAUCCACGCAAGUGCUGCUGAAAACUCCAAGGAAUCAAUUCUAAAAUUUACAAAAUAAAAACAUAUAUUCUAAAGAACAAAACUACCUAAAAAUCAUGAUGUAUACAAAAACGGAAAAUGCGCAUUGCGUUUAAGAUCAACUGCAUAUUUAUUUACUAUAUAGAGCAGCGAAGCGAUUCGUUAAUAAAUUCUAAGUAAUUGAAAAAAAAAGAGAAUUAAAAACUGUUAGUAUUUUAGC